Brassica napus (rape) is the source of this 453-nucleotide messenger RNA. RefSeq lists its product as uncharacterized. The transcript has a single exon. Lineage: Eukaryota; Viridiplantae; Streptophyta; Magnoliopsida; Brassicales; Brassicaceae. The record is from RefSeq and is a predicted model, not a curated record. Bases 1 to 453 code for a protein of 150 amino acids. Gene Ontology annotation, molecular function: RNA-DNA hybrid ribonuclease activity; nucleic acid binding.
AUGCGCAAUCAAACAGGGAUCAACACCACCAGACCGGAGAAUCAAUCAGCGACUGCUUCUACUCUGUUCACUGACGCGGCAUGGAAAGCACAAGAUAGAACUGCAGGCUGUGGUUGGAUCAUACACAAUCCACAAGAGAGAGAGACAACUCACGGCACAUCGACAGAACUCUGUGUCGCAUCACCUUUGAUGGCGGAAGCUCUAGCAGUCCGGGAAGCACUGCUUCAUGCUAGGUCCCUCCAUCUCUCCAAUAUCUGCCUUAAAUCAGAUAAUCAGGUGCUGGUUAAAGCACUAACCUCGAAGCAACAUCCGGUGGAACUCUACGGAAUCAACUUGGAUAUCGAGAACCUAUCUUCAUCGUUUUCUUCUGUUUCCUUUUCUUACAUCUCUAGGACUUUAAAUUCUGCUGCAGAUGCUUUAGCAAAAUCUGCUUUGUAUGGCUUGAACAUUUAG